AUGCUUCGGCACAGCAAAUUCAACUCCUUACAGGCUAGCGAACAGCAAAACGAGUGGGGUCUCCAGGAAAAUGGAGGGAGGAAAGAAGCACGACGUCGAGCUAGAUUAAACAAUUCUGUCGCGCCAUCGCCAUCGCCAUCGCCAUUGCUUUGUGGCUGGCUCAAGCCGUCCGAUGGGCACGGAUCCGACGGUGCGCUUGAAAUCCUCCCAUCCAACGGUGGAGUUCAAACCUUCCGUGUUGACGCCCUCAAAUGGUGCACCCUUAGUGCGCGCCGCAGCCAACGGCUGGGAUCCGCGUUUAUCCUCUACGUAAAGAAAUCUGUGAUGAAUCUAGCUGGUUUUUGGAUUGGUGGAUUGGUGGCUGGGAUUGCAAAUGAGAUGCCUGGUCUCCAUCACGAAUCCGAGGAUCUUUUGGCGAAACAAGUCCGGUCCUGCAAAGGGUUGGCUUCCGUCCGCCAAAUCCACGCUCACAUUCGCCGCGGAAUCUUUUGCUCCAGCACGUACCUCGCAAAUCUCCUCAUUGACAGUUACGCCAAAUGCCGCUGCCUGGAAGAAUCUUUGGCGCUGUUCCACAGUGGGGCUUUCUCGCGCAAUGCUUUCUCGUGGAAUAUACUCAUCACGGCAUAUGCCCACAACGGGCAUAUGGACGAGUCCCAUGAAAUAUUCGAUUUGAUACCCCAACGCAACGUGGUAACGUGGAGUGUGCUUGUUACCCAAUACACCAAAACAGGGAAUCUUGCAGAGGCAAAAAGAAUCUUUCAUUUGAUUCCGGGAGAGUGCGUUAUUGCCUCGACUGGUAUGCUGGUAGCAUAUGCCCAGGGUGGGCAUCUUGAUGACGCCAGAAGGAUAUUCGAUGGCAUGUCGUGUCGCAGCGUGGUAACGUGGAACUCGAUGGUGCAGGGAUAUUCCGACGCAGCAAACGUGGAAAGCGCCAGGGCUUUGUUCGACAGGAUGCCGGCGUGGGAUAUUCCGUCGUGGAACACCGUGCUCCAGGCAUAUGCCCAAGCCGUAGAUGCCGAGGGAGCUUCCCGAAUAUUCCAGGCGAUCCCGGAGCGCACAGCCGUUUCGUCCACCGCGAUGAUCAAGCUGUGGGCGCAAUUAGGUCACCUCGAUCGCGCCUUGGCGACGUUCCAAUUCAUGCCCGAUUGCGACAUUGUGGCCUGGACAGCGAUCCUUGCCGCCCACGGCCAGAACCAGCGAUUGGAGAGCGCGCACAGGAUCUUUGCACUAAUGCCCCAGCACGAUGGAGUUUCUUCCACUGCGAUGCUCUCGGCCUGUGGAGCGAACGGGGAAACCAUCCUCGCUCAAGAGAUGUUUGAGAAGAUUCCUGUGAAGAACGCAGUGACCUGGAGUGCGAUGAUCGGAGUCUACUGCGCAAGCUACCAAACUGACCGUGCUGAAAUGGUUCUUGAAAAGAUGCCUUACCACGGAGUUCUCGCGUGGACAAGCAUUGCUCACGCAUAUACCACAAGAGGGCAUCUAGUCGAGGCAAAAUCACUGCUAGACAAGGUGCCCUCUAACAACACAGUGGCAUCUACUAUGAUGCUUGCGGCUUAUUCGAAUGUCGGUCACCUUUCUAAUGCCAAAAGUGUGUUUGAUUCUAUGCAAGAACAGGACUCUGUGACGUGGUCCGCUGCAAUUACUGCAUAUGCCCAAGCCGGGCAUUUGAAAGAGUGUGUAGAUAUUUUUCGGAAAAUGGUUCUUGCAGGAUUCGAUCCUCGAGACAUUACGUUUACUUGCGUGCUCACCGGGUUCAGCCACGCUGGGGCCACCGAUCGAGCUCGAGAGUUCUUCCACAUUAUGUGUGGUGAUUUUAGAGUUUGUCCGAGGAUUGAGCACUACUGCUGCGUGAUUGAUCUCUUGGGACGUGUCAAGAGGCUGGACGACGCCGAGGAGCUCGCGAGAAACAUGCCGUUUGAGUCUUAUGGCCUUGCAUGGUCGACGCUGUUGGCCGCUUGCAAACUUCACGGAGAUUCUCAGAGGGGAGCUCGGGCGGCCGGAGAGGCCAUGGAUUUGGAUCCCAAAAAUCCAUCUCCAUUUCUUCUCUUGUCCAAUAUUCUUGCUGAGGACUUCGGAUUCAGGCCCUUUGGGUUGGAAGGUUUGCUGGGGAAGAACUUUUGGGUUUGA
Molecule: messenger RNA, 2127 nt
Organism: Selaginella moellendorffii
Lineage: Eukaryota; Viridiplantae; Streptophyta; Lycopodiopsida; Selaginellales; Selaginellaceae
Product: pentatricopeptide repeat-containing protein At2g35030, mitochondrial-like
Exons: 4
Coding region: 1-2127 (708 amino acids)
Molecular function (GO): protein binding
Source: RefSeq, a predicted model, not a curated record